AUGAGGAUCCAAUCCCUGAAUAUGACAAAAAAUCAAGAACCAGUAAAGAGUAAGUCAAAACCAUUUUCACGAUUUAUCCCUAAUGAAACCUCAGCAUUAUCGGUGUCAAUUCCCAAAUCAAAGGCGAAAGGGAUUAAAACAAAAAGACCCUGCACAUUUUGUAAUAAAGAUCAUUGGGAUAAUGAGUGUCAGGUUUACUCAACAGUAAAACAAAGGACGAAACGUUUGAAGGAAUUAAAGGCCUGUUUGAACUGCUUUGAUAAUAGUCACAAGACGACGGAUUGUAAAAGCAGAAAACGUUCCUGUUUUUACUGCAAAGGCCCUCACAACACAGCACUAUGCGAAGAGAAGUAUCAAGGGCAUGACGAAUCAAAUAAAGAAGAAGCCAAGUCCGUGAACGUCAAUAUUACAAACAAAAACCAAACGGAUCAAAGGGAAAAAGAAGUUUCACUUCUAUGCAGAAAAAUCAAUGUUAUCAAUCCAGUUAAUCAGGAGAUUCGAAGCGAAGCUAUAGUAGUCUUCGAUACUGGUGCGCAAACAUCGUUUGUCUCAAAAAAAUUGGCGCAAAAAUUGAAAUUAGAGGUUGGUGAAAGUGGAGUCAUGAGGAUUGCCUCAUUCAGCAACAAAUACUCAACUUCAUCUCCGUACUAUACAACGUUUAUUGGAGUAAAAACCACUGACUCCCAGACGAUAUUCCUCAAAGUGAAGGUGAUAGAAUAUUUAACCAACUCACUGCCAGUAAUUCCAUUAGACCAACUGGACAUACCAAACAGAAGUUUAAGAUGCGUAGAACGCCCCGAUAUACUCAUCGGAGCUGACUACUUCUCUCAGUUCAUCCCAUUUAAACAAUGCCAAGUUAUAAGAUCAGGAUUUUCCUUGAUAAAUACUAAGGUUGGUCCGAUAUUAGCUAGCAGUGGAGAUGCAACAAGGCCACCUAAAUUCACUGGAGUAACAACUAUAUCAAACUGUAAAGAUAUUACGCCAACAUCCGAAUGGCCACAAAGAACACCAACAACUGUAUCCGUCAAUAGUAUUACCACAGACAUAGACCGCUUCUGGAAAUUAGAAGUUAUCGGAAUACAGGACAAACCUAAUGACGAAGAUAACGAACAAGCCUUAAACCAAUUUAAGGACAGCAUUACGAAAAUCAAUGGACGGUAUCAGGUGUCAUGGCCAUAG
Molecule: messenger RNA, 1179 nt
Organism: Dracunculus medinensis (Guinea worm)
Lineage: Eukaryota; Metazoa; Nematoda; Chromadorea; Rhabditida; Dracunculidae
Source: the annotation of a GenBank genome assembly